This is a messenger RNA of Physcomitrium patens, 2342 nucleotides long. Its product is annotated as glucose-6-phosphate/phosphate translocator 1, chloroplastic. Gene Ontology annotation, molecular function: transmembrane transporter activity. Gene Ontology annotation, cellular component: membrane. Gene Ontology annotation, biological process: transmembrane transport. The record is from RefSeq and is a predicted model, not a curated record. Lineage: Eukaryota; Viridiplantae; Streptophyta; Bryopsida; Funariales; Funariaceae.
CUCUGCCCGAGACCGAAGGCAACUGUUCACAGUGGACUUGAGCCGUUGGGAGAGCUGCGAGGUUGUCAUCGAUCGUGCAUCAAUUGCUUGCUGGACUCUUCGGCACAGCCUUGAAUUCUCGAUUGCGUGCAUUCGCCGUAGAAGAGACCGCUCCGAAAUACGAUCAGGUGGCAGUUUACCUCGAGAGAAUUGGUGGUCUGGUGAGUUUUUUCAGGCUUUGUGAGGUUUUUUUGUGGGGGGGCUUUCAUGGAUCGGUGACUGACAGGGAGUUCCGUGGCGUUGUCGUCGUGGUUUUGCUGCAAUUGGACCUCCUCUGUGGAGAAGAAAACACAUCAACAAGGAGGAGGAAGUUAGCCUAAGCUAGCCUGUAUAGACCAAAGUCCAUCGUCAUGGAUUCAUUUACGUUAUCCAGCAUGGUCUCUACAAGCAGCUCUGACUUUGUGCGGUGCUACAUCGGCGGCUCCUCGGUCCAACCUGUUGCUCAUUUGCAGAGUGUGUUUUCUCGUGUCAGCACCCACAAUGCGCGGGUUGCAUCGACCAAAAUAUUUCUCAAAACAUCAGUUUCUUCAAGCAGCUUGAGCUCCUGCCCUUUUUUUAGUGGUCUGUCGUUGCGUCUAGCACCUAUUACUAAGAAAGGAGAACUUGUAAAAAAGUCACCCGUUUUGCGAAUCGCUGCACAAGCCUCUGGUGCAGACUCGUCAGAUGCUCAUUCCGACGAAACUCCGAAGGUUGAUACAGCUGCGGUGGCCAAGUCUGAUGCAGCGCACAGAUUGAAAAUUGGGACCUAUUUUGCCGUCUGGUGGGGUUUAAACGUUGUGUUUAAUAUCUAUAACAAGAAGGUGUUGAACGCGUAUCCUAUGCCUUGGUUGACAUCCACACUGUCACUGGCAGCUGGUUCUGCGAUAAUGCUUAUUUCGUGGGCUCUAAAGAUUGUGGAUCCACCUGAGGUGGAUGCAGACUUCUGGAAGAGCCUUGCCCCGGUAGCGCUAGCACAUACAAUUGGUCAUGUGGCAGCGACAGUGAGCAUGUCGAAGGUUGCAGUAUCUUUCACACACAUCAUCAAAAGUUCUGAACCUGCAUUUAGUGUAAUCAUCCAGAAACUGGUCUUCGGAGAGAAUUUUCCUCUGCCAGUAUAUCUCUCUCUCCUGCCAAUUAUAGGUGGAUGUGGCUUAGCUGCCGCGACAGAGUUGAAUUUUAACAUGACAGGAUUUGCAGGGGCUAUGAUCUCCAACAUUGCCUUCGUAUUCCGUAACAUUUUCUCAAAGAAGGGAAUGUCCAAGGGCAAGAAUGUUGGGGGGAUGAACUACUACGCAUGCCUCAGCAUGAUGUCGCUCGUAUUCUUGACGCCUUUUGCUUUUGCUGUGGAGGGCCCCAAGGCUUGGACAACUGGUUGGCAGGCAGCGCGACUUGCCCAUGGCAACCAAAUUUUAUGGUGGGUCGUGGCACAGAGUGUGUUUUAUCACUUGUACAAUCAAGUGUCUUACAUGUCAUUGAACGAGAUUUCUCCUCUCACAUUUAGCAUCGGUAAUACCAUGAAGCGUGUCACUGUUAUUGUAUCCUCGAUCAUCAUCUUUCACACAAAAGUCUUGCCCAUCAAUGCCUUGGGUGCUGCCAUUGCAAUUUUCGGAACCUUCUUGUACUCUCAGGUUAAGCAGUAAAAUUUACACGCGCAAAAAACUUGCAUAUUUGCAAGAACCUCUCUUAGUGCUUCGCUCUGAGUUCACAGAUGAAGAAUUUUGUUCCAGGGCAUCGUCCUAAUGACGAGGACAUAUUCUGUGAAGAUAGAUUUAAUAAGAUUGAGAACAUGUUGAGGUAAUGGAUAUCUGCCCGUGAACUUCUGUGUCACCGUCGUAGCCAGCAGCAGCAUUGUACUGUAGAACUCCACUCUUCCUCUUCAAUUAUGCGCAUUAACUCCAUUAAGCUGUAAGUUCCGUAACCAUUCGCAUACUAACAGAAAGCACAGUUCUAUGCUAUACUCCCAGCGCUUCGCUGGGCUUUUUGGAGUUCGAGAGGCGCGGAGGAUGUGGACCUUGUUAAGUUGCCGACAAGAAAUUCAGCUCUGCAGCUGCUGGUUCUUGAGCAACACAUUUGAUCAAGAGUUGGGUUACAGAAUACAGAAAGAUUAGAAUUAGUUUCUUUGGUAUGUUUGAGGAAACGUGCUUCGGUUUUUGUGUCAUGGUCUUCCAUCCUAAUAUCAGGACGGCAGCUUGCAGCUCCGAGAGCUCGGCAACCUGUUAAGGAUUGUAAUUGUGUUUUAAUGUUCAAUUUGCAGAACUUUCUUGUUUGCCUAGUUCCAACCGGACAAUACUGUUAUUGUAUCUCUUUUGAAGAAACUUUAAAAU